AUGAAGGACCUGUUGGUUCUCGUUAUUGGCGAUUUCCACAUUCCACACCGUAGUCACAAUAUACCAGUAAAAUUCCGAAAAUUAUUGGUUCCAAAUAAAAUGCAGCAUAUUUUAUGUACUGGAAAUUUAUGUACGCGUGAGACGUUCGAUUAUAUGAAGUCUUUAGCAUCUGAUGUACAUGUGACUCGAGGAGAUUUCGAUGAUUUUAUGUCAAAUUAUCCAGACACAAAGGUUAUCACCAUUGGCCUCUUUAGGAUUGGAUUAUGUCACGGUCAUCAGGUUGUGCCGUGGGGUGACAGAAAGAGGCUAGAAAUGUUAGCUCGUCAGUUGGAUGUGGAUGUUAUGAUAACUGGGCACACACAUGAAUGUCAAACUUUUCAAAAUGAAGGCCGAUUUUAUGUUAAUCCUGGCUCAGCAACUGGAGCUUUCUCAGCAAUCCAAAAACAAGUUAUACCAUCGUUUGCAUUAUUAGAUGUGCAGAUGGGGACUUUAAUAACAUAUCUUUAUCGCUUAAUUGACGAUCAAGUGAAAGUGGAACGUGUUCAGUUUUCAAAAUCUGCAAAUAUCUGA
This is a messenger RNA of Thelazia callipaeda (thelaziosis nematode), 570 nucleotides long. NCBI's taxonomy places the organism in Eukaryota, Metazoa, Nematoda, Chromadorea, Rhabditida, Thelaziidae. The record is from the annotation of a GenBank genome assembly.